Molecule: messenger RNA, 4924 nt
Organism: Cyclopterus lumpus (lumpfish)
Lineage: Eukaryota; Metazoa; Chordata; Actinopteri; Perciformes; Cyclopteridae
Product: multidrug resistance-associated protein 4-like
Exons: 31
Coding region: 633-4538 (1301 amino acids)
Biological process (GO): transmembrane transport
Cellular component (GO): plasma membrane
Molecular function (GO): ATP hydrolysis activity; ABC-type transporter activity; ATP binding
Source: RefSeq, a predicted model, not a curated record
UCCGUGCCGAGAGCGAGCACUAAUUGGGGUUUUGGACCACAUUCCACACAUUCCGCCUGAACGGAACACCACGUGAUGCGCACUGUUUGAAUAUAGGCGUUGAAAAAAAAGAAAAAAAGAGAAACAUGUUGCACAAAUGCCGCAUUCGCGUGCUGCUCGUUAUCGGGAGCUCUUGGGAGUGUGCCGUUUACUGCCGGUUCUUAAUAACGUCUUUUAGGCGUCGGAGAUCAAGCGCUCCACCAGCAUGUGAAUUAUAAGAACAACUCUGUGGUCCAACUCAAGACAACAGAGCCCAAUAAAUAUAUAGAAUAACUCAAUUAUUUCAUAAUUUGUACCGAUUGCUAAUAAUAAUAAUAGAAACACCCAGGCUACUAAAGCACCGUCAUAGUUCCUCGCUCCAGACGCGACAUCUCAAAGUUUCAGAUAAUUCCUACUUUAACCUCCAUUUGGCACUUUUUGUGGAGCCGAGUCUCCUCUUUACAGGAUGCUAUCUAACUCCACAUGUAAUGAUGUCGUGUGUGUGCGUGUGUGUGCGUGUGUGUGUGUCUGUGCGUGUGCUGGUGUGUCAGGAGAGCGGAGUCUGGUCUAUCCGGACAACCGACUCCAUAAACUGAUGCCAAGCGGCUGCGAGUAUGAACCAAAAGGACCCCAGACGCAACCCGCUGGCCACUGCCGGGUUUCUAUCACGGGUCUUCAUGUGCUGGUUGACCCCGUUGCUGUACCUGGGCCACAAGCGGAGGCUGGAGGAAAGUGACAUGUACAGCGUUCUUCCAGAGGAUCGGUCUGAAAUACUGGGAGAGGAACUCCACAGAUUUUGGGAAUUGGAAGUUAGAAAGGCCACAAAAGAACUCAAGAAGCCCAAACUCUCCAGAGUUCUCAUCAAGUGCUAUGGGAAGUCGUACGCUGCGGCUGGGAUUUUUACAUUUUCACUGGAGGCGCUUAAAGUGAUCCAGCCACUUCUUCUGGGGAAAGUAAUCAUGUACUUUGAGAAUUAUGACCCAGACGACCAGAGGAGUCUUCACAUGGUGUAUAGUUACGCUGCUGCAAUGUCCCUCUCCACCUUCGGCCUGACUAUCCUCCAACACCUCUACUACUACCGCGUCCAGAGAAUAGGCAUGAAGAUCAGAGUGGCCUUGUGUCACAUGAUCUACAGGAAGGCUCUUGGCCUCGGCAGUGAAUCCAUGGUGCACACAACCACCGGGCAAAUUGUCAACCUCCUUUCAAAUGACGUCAAUCGUUUUGAUGAGAUCACACUCAACCUGCACUACCUGUGGGUGGGACCUCUUCAGGCGAUGGUGAUUAUCCUUUUCCUCUGGUACGAGAUCGGCCUGUCAUGUCUGGCAGGUGUGGCCAUCAUUGCCCUCAUGAUGCCGGUUCAGACCUGGUUUGGAAAGCUCUUUGGCAUCUUCAGGAGCAAAACGGCGGUCCUGACUGACAAUAGAAUCCGCAUCAUGAACGAAGUGGUGUCCGGCAUCAGGAUUAUCAAGAUGUACGCCUGGGAGAAACCCUUCUCAUCGCUGGUUACUGAAGUCAGAAGGAAAGAGAUCAGUCAGAUACUGAAGAGCUCCUACCUACGAGGGCUCAACAUGGCCUCCUUCUUCGCCAGCAGCAAGAUCAUCGUCUUCGUCACCUUCACCACCUACGUUCUCCUGGGCAACGCCCUCACCGCCAGCCGUGUGUUUGUCACGGUUUCCCUCUACGGUACCAUCAAGCUCACGGUCACCCUGUUCUUCCCACUUGCCGUCGAGAAGCUGUCGGAGACGGCGGUCAGCAUCCGGAGGAUUGAGGGUUUUCUCCUACUGGAUGAGAUAGGGGGAAAGAAGAGUGCGCUUCUUCUGGAGGAAAAAAGGGAAAACUCUGUUGAGAUUGAGAAGUUGACCUGCUACUGGGAUAAGAGUUUGGACGCUCCAUCGCUGGAGAACAUCUCUAUUACAAUGAAGUCGCACCAACUUCUGACUGUGAUUGGCCCAGUGGGAGCUGGAAAGUCGUCUCUGCUGAGCGCCAUCCUGGGAGAGCUGCCCCACGACACGGGAAUCCUGAAGGUCACAGGUCAGCUGACAUACGCCGCCCAGCAGCCCUGGGUGUUUCCUGGAACCAUCCGCAGUAACAUCCUGUUUGGGAGAGAGCUCGACCCCCAGAAGUAUGAGAGAGUCCUCCAAGCCUGCGCUCUGAAGAGGGACCUGGAGCUGCUCCCAGACGGAGACCUGACUCUGAUCGGGGACAGAGGGGCCACACUCAGCGGGGGACAGAGGGCCCGGGUCAACCUGGCGAGGGCUGUGUACCAGGACGCAGACAUCUACCUCCUAGAUGACCCUUUAAGUGCUGUGGAUGCCGAGGUCGGGAGACACCUCUUUGAAAAGUGCAUCUGUGGGCUCCUGAAGAACAAGUCUCGGAUCCUGGUCACCCACCAGCUGCAGUACCUGAAGGCAGCCGACCAGAUUGUGGUCCUGAAUGAGGGUCACAUCAUGGCCCAGGGUACCUACAAUGAGCUGCAGCUCUCUGGCCUCGACGUCGAGUCCCUGCAGAAAACCAAUGAGGAGCAGAAGCAACGGUCUGGACCAGCUGACUCAGACCAGGUGUCUUUACUCAGCCAGAGGACCAACCACUCGCACAGCUCUGACUGCAGCCUCCUGCCACCAGAAGGCCACCGGACUGACCCGCUUCCGGUGGAAACGGUUCGUUCCGUGGCAGAGGAGACUCGCGCUGAAGGAAAUGUCAGCGGCCACGUUUAUCUCAAGUACUUCUCUGCAGGCUGUAACCCUCUGGUGUUGAUGGCUAUAGUUGUGCUCAGCGUCAUGGCUGAGGUUGCAUAUAUUCUGCAGGACUGGUGGCUGGUCUACUGGGCAAGAGAGGAGUUCUUUAAUAGCACAGCUGGGCCUGGUAGCUUUAAAACCGGCAUCAAUGCUACUCGCUCACAUCAAGAGCUCAAUCUCAAUUUCUACCUUGGGAUUUAUUCAGGUCUGACAGCAGCAGCGGUGGUCUUCGGCUACGCCAGGAGUCUGGUGAUCUUCCGUGGGUUGGUGAGAUCAGCUCAGGCGCUGCAUAACAACAUGUUCAGCGCUGUCCUUCGCACGCCUGUUCACUUCUUUGACGUCAACCCCAUCGGAAGAAUUCUCAACAGGUUUUCCAAAGACAUCAGCCAGAUUGACUCCAUGUUGCCCAUCACGUUUGUGGACUUCUAUCAAUUAUUUUUACAGAAUGUUGCCGUGGUUGCGGUCGCUGCCUCAGUCAUCCCUCUCAUCCUCAUCCCCGUCAUUCCGCUGCUUGUUGUCUUCUUGUACUUGAGGCGUUUCUACCUCCGCACGUCACGAGAUGUCAAACGCCUUGAAUCUACGACUCGGAGUCCGGUGUUCUCCCACCUGUCCUCGUCUCUUCAGGGCCUGUGGACCAUCCGAGCCCUCAGAGCCGAGGACAGGUUAAAAAAAGCCUUCGACGCUCAUCAGGACCUGCACUCAGAGGCCUGGUUUUUGUUCCUGAUGACCUCCCGCUGGUUUGCACUCCACCUCGACAGCAUUUGCGCCGUACUUAUCGCCAUGUCAAUAUUUGGCUGCAUCCUACUCCGAGAUGGGCUGAAGGCUGGAGAGGUGGGCCUGGUGCUGACCUAUGUUGUGACACUGGUAGGAAACUUCCAGUGGACGGUGAGGCAAAGUGCAGAGGUGGAGAACAUGAUGACGUCAGUGGAGAGAGUGGUGGAGUACACUGAACUGGAGAGUGAAGCACCAUGGGAAACCCAAAAGCAGCCUCCUCCCAAUUGGCCCAACAAAGGCCUGGUGACCUUUGACCAGGUCAGCUUCUCCUACAGCAGUGAUGGACCACUGGUCCUCAAAGGCAUCAGCGCCACCUUCCAACCCAAUGAGAAGGUUGGCAUCGUGGGUAGAACGGGUGCUGGGAAAAGCUCUCUGGUCUCGGCUCUGUUCCGCCUGUCCGAGCCUCAGGGUAAGAUCUACAUCGACGGUGUUCUGACCUCUGAGAUCGGCCUCCACGACCUGCGCCAGAAGAUGUCCAUCAUUCCUCAGGACCCGGUGCUGUUUACAGGCUCCAUGAGGAAGAACUUGGACCCUUUCAACCAGCACAGUGAUGAAGACCUGUGGAAGGCUCUGGAGGAGGUGCAGCUGAAGUCUUUGCUGGAGGAGCUGCCGGGGGGGUUGGAGACGGUUCUGGCCGAGUCGGGCUCCAACUUCAGCACGGGCCAGAGGCAGCUGGUGUGUCUGGCCAGAGCCAUCCUGAGGAAGAACCGCAUCCUGGUGAUCGACGAGGCCACGGCCAACGUGGACCCCAGGACAGAUGCGCUGAUCCAGAAAACCAUACGGGACAAGUUCAACAAAUGCACCGUGCUCACUAUCGCUCAUCGCCUCAACACCAUCGUAGACAGCGACAGGAUACUGGUCCUGGACGGUGGUACCAUCCAGGAGUUAGACCGCCCCUUCACCCUGCUGCAGAACAAAGAGGGUGCUCUCUACAGGAUGGUGCAGCAGACGGGCCCGGCCGAGGCAGCAGCCCUGCUGGAGUCAGCCAGACAGGUGUGUUCACAUUUUUAAAGGCAUCAAAGAAGAUUUAAAAGACUGCUGUACAACAUACUCCACAUGUAACUUGUCUGAGACCCUCCAUCACUCAGAGAAGACAACGCAGAACCUACCUGCUAAUGGUUAACAUUGUUUUCUAGUUGACAUUUCAUUUUUAGUUCUGAAGUUAUGCAGGAAAAUAGGAUUUUCUAUUGCCUUUCAAGUCACAAAUCCUAUUGUAUCAUUGUGAGUGUGCUGACUGCUACCAUGGAAACCCAACUAUGAUACUUCCAGAACAAUCACAAUCUUCAAACUGUCACGGGGCGACUGUGGGUCAGUGGUUAGCAGGUCUGUCUUUCAAUCAGGGCUUGGUGGUUCAAUCCCCGCCCUAGUCGAUGUGUCCUUGAGCAAGACACUUAACC